CUCUGUCACUAUCUGCGGCCGUGUUGAUGUUGCAUUUGUUGUUAGUCUUCAAGCGCUCGGGAACGGGAAAUGGGCUUUGCAGGGAUGACGCGCAGCGUCGCGUCCCACGCGCUUUAGCAGCGCAGAUCGCCCACGCCCGUACACACAUGCAACAUCUAUUGUCAGACAGCCUCCCAACCACACGUCAACAUGGUACGAAAGACACGCUCUCAACCUGCGUCUAAAUCAUCGCCGGCCGAAACAUCCACAGAAGCCACAGCCACAGCCACAGCCACAAAAUCACUCCCUCCCAGCACCUCCAACCCGCCGAAACUCUUCGUCCUGCCAAAAAACACGUCAAAAGAUGCACGCAUAGUCACCCUCGACAACCCUGCAACCGGCACACCAUCACGAUACUACUUCUGUCCUGAGCGGGGGUUCCACGAGUUCACGCGCAUCGCAGCGCCCAAGAAGAGCUGUCGGAGCUGGCUGAUCCAUGCAUCUGGUAAUGAGGAGACCAAGCAAGAAGAUGGAGACGGGAUGCGAGUAGGAAGCGGAUACAUCACCAAAGACGCCGACCUGUUCAUUGCCACACCCAUUGAUGUCUUGUUCCUGAUCCUCCCCGCGCUGGCGCCCCAGUCUGCGAAAGACACAAAACAGCUAUUCCUCGAACUGGACGACUACCUGGACAUGCUAUCGUCUACGUCGCAGCACUGGAAAGCACUGCUCUCGCAAUAUUUAACGCUAAAGGGUAUGAUGGAGAAGAAGGUGCGCCUAGUAUGCGACACUGUCGACGCAGGCGAGCAGACCAUGUACCGGCUCUCCACCCCCAAACUCCUGGACGUCCUCACAGCCAAAGCCACAAGAAUGGUAGCGCACGGUCUCCCCCCCUCGCUCGAGGAAAAGCACAUAAAAACCGCCCUCGAAGUCCCCGUAAUGAGCAUCCGCCGGGAAGAAAGCACACUAAGCGCCAUAUCAACAACAACGCCAGACGAACCCUCCACACCCACAGUCCCAGACUCCGAAACCACCGUGGAAUCCAGCACCACCACCGUAACGACCACAUCCACAGACCUACCUUCCCAAAUACCCCCCCUCCUCCGCCUCCAAACCUCCCUAACCUACCUCUCAACCGCCUACCUCCCCCCAACCCUCCGCCAAACCCUAACAACCCACCUCACCACCUCACCUCACUUCCUCCCCCUAACCACACACCUCGCCCACAUCGCAACUCUCAAGCGCGACGCCGCCGCCCUGCGCAACAUCUCAGACAACAUGUCGCGCAAGCGCGCUAUCACAGAGGAUGAGGAUAAGAUCGCCGAGCGCGAGGAGAAGAAGAGGAAGAAGGAGGAGGAGGAGAAGAGGAAGAAGAGUGAGGGGAGGGCGGUCAAGCAGCUUAAGAAGGUGGAUACUAGUGGGAUGAAGAAGAUGAGUGCGUUUUUUACGAGGGUGGGGAAGAAGACGUAGG
Molecule: messenger RNA, 1447 nt
Organism: Dothidotthia symphoricarpi CBS 119687
Lineage: Eukaryota; Fungi; Ascomycota; Dothideomycetes; Pleosporales; Dothidotthiaceae
Exons: 1
Coding region: 190-1446 (418 amino acids)
Biological process (GO): ribonucleotide metabolic process; RNA catabolic process
Cellular component (GO): nucleoplasm; ribonuclease H2 complex
Source: RefSeq, a predicted model, not a curated record